Molecule: messenger RNA, 414 nt
Organism: Cooperia oncophora
Lineage: Eukaryota; Metazoa; Nematoda; Chromadorea; Rhabditida; Trichostrongylidae
Source: the annotation of a GenBank genome assembly
AUGGAUGACGAAAUAAUUGCAGAGGAAAACGAGAUACCAUGGGCUGCUCUGCUCAAAAGGAAAACGGAACACAACGGUGACGUCAUGCUGCACAAACUCACUUACGCACGGAAUCAAAGCAGCUACGAAAACGAAAUGUACGUUAUGCGCGGGGGUACUCGUGCUGUCUGUCGGAAGAAGCAGAGGACAGAUAUGUCUCAGUUCCCAGAAUGCUGCCAUGGAUCAAGUCCAUUCUUGCUGGAAAUGUACCGGAAUCAACGAUUCACUUCACUUUCGAUCCCAACAGAGAAAUGUAUAUACGCCAGAGAUAUGUGUUUUGAAUACGAUCACUAUGAGAAUAAAUCUGUGAGAGGUUGUGUAGAGAUUGUGUUUCAGACAGAGACUUCACUAAAUCUUAUCUUGAAAUGGCAGUGA